UAUUUGGACUAUUUGAUCAGAUAACAUUUAUAUUUAACAACCAACCUUAUUCCAAAAACCUAAAUCCAUAUAUACAUAUAUAUGUCCUACAUUUUUAUCUCAUUGCCAAACGUUCGUCGAGAAAAAACCAAAAGCAAUACACAGUCCUACCAUGGAAGUAAACAACGCUCAAACUCCGAGCAAUCACUCCGAUCAAACGACGACGACAGCUUCGACUCUUUUCGAGCGUCUGAUGGGCAGAAGAUGGAGCUCGAAUGAUUCCAACAUGAUUUGCAAUAGAAUCGUAAGAGAAUUACUCGACUUGCAAAGCAGACAACGAAAUUUAACGGCCACACCCGUGACAAGAGCCGAAUUCGAUGAAGCUACUGAAUUGGCGAUCUCGGAAGAGAUCGAGUAUCUUAGCGACAGUCGAAAUGGAUUUGGCGCAGACGUAGAAUACGACGACGAUGCCCUGCACUCUGAGAUAUCGGGUUUUGUAAGAGAUUCUGUUUCCCAUCUCUUUGAGAAUCUAACGGAAGUCCUGAAUUUACCAUUCGGAGAUUCUUAUCAGCAUAAUGAUAUUGGUUUGUCCGAUGAAAUUAUUGACUGGUAUCUGAAGAAAGAGAAUAUUAUGGGCGCAGCGGCGCCAGAUGAAGAAGUCUGCCCUGUGUGUCGAGAUGAUCUUCGGAAAGGAGUCAAGACUAAGGAUAUCGCAGAUGAUCUUCCGGUAGAUGAUCUUGGGAAAGAAGUGGAGACUAAGGAGAUUGCAGAUGAUCUUGGGAAAGAAGUCGAGACUAAGGAGAUUGCAGAUGAUCUUCGGAAAGAAGUUGAGACUAAGGAGAUCGCACGGCUUGAUUGCAAACACUUUUAUCAUGUCGAUUGCAUAAAGAAGUGGCUUCGACUCCAAAGUAUUUGCCCGCUCUGCAGAGCUGUCUUGCGGAUUUAGCAAGGACUAGCAGAACAAUUAGAUUUGUUCAAUUUAUAUUUUUAUUUAUAUUUUUAUGGAGGCUGCCGGAGACCUUGCCGCCGCAAUGCCAACGUCGCCGUUGCCGCCGCCGAAGAAGAAUGAAGGA
Messenger RNA from Andrographis paniculata, 1052 nucleotides. RefSeq lists its product as uncharacterized. The record is from RefSeq and is a predicted model, not a curated record. Lineage: Eukaryota; Viridiplantae; Streptophyta; Magnoliopsida; Lamiales; Acanthaceae. The transcript has 2 exons. Bases 152 to 925 code for a protein of 257 amino acids.